Messenger RNA from Pieris macdunnoughi, 1986 nucleotides. NCBI's taxonomy places the organism in Eukaryota, Metazoa, Arthropoda, Insecta, Lepidoptera, Pieridae. The record is from the annotation of a GenBank genome assembly.
AUGUUUUCUAAUAUCUCCAAAUCCUUGCUAUGCUGCACAAACGCUAUAGGCCCGAAUCGGGCUCUUGCGUACGCACUGACCAAGUGUCCAGUGUUCCUAGAACCACCUCUAUCACAAUGCCGGAACUACCACGAAGUAACUGGCGACAUUGUCUGUCCGAACAUGGUUCGAGGCAUCGACCAUCUAAGAGACCCUCGGCUCAACAAGGGUCUUGCAUUUACUCUAGAGGAGCGUCAAGCCCUCGGAAUCCACGGUCUUUUAGCAGCCAAGUUCAAAACGCAAGAAGAACAGCUGGAUAUUUGCAGGAUAUCUAUUGACCGAUACGAGGACAACCUCAACAAAUACCUCUACCUCGUUGAGUUACAGGAUCGAAAUGAGAAAUUGUUUUUCCGUCUUCUGUCGGAGAAUGUGGAGAAGUAUCUUCCAAUUGUGUACACUCCGACUGUCGGACUCGCUUGCCAACGAUUCGGUCUCAUCUAUAGAAGACCUAGAGGCCUCUUUAUUACCAUAAACGAUAAGGGGCACGUAUUUAAUAUACUUAAAAACUGGCCAGAGCCAGACGUAAGAGCCAUCGUAUUUACGGACGGCGAGCGUAUAUUGGGUCUUGGUGAUCUGGGCGCGUAUGGUAUGGGCAUUCCCGUGGGAAAGUUGUCUUUGUACACCGCCUUAGCUGGAAUUAAGCCUCACCAGUGCCUACCCAUCACAUUGGAUGUGGGAACAGAUAACCAGGAUCUAUUAGAAGACCCACUAUACAUCGGGCUUCGUCAAAGGCGCGUGCGAGGCAAGGAGUACGAUGAAUUCAUUGACGAGUUCAUGGAGGCGUGCGUACAGAGAUAUGGACAGAACACAUUACUCCAGUUCGAGGACUUUGCGCUAGGCAACGCUGGUCGUUUGCUAGCGAAGUACCGCAACAAGUACUGCACCUUCAAUGAUGACAUCCAGGGCACGGCUAGUGUGGCCGUCGCCGGUUUGAUGGCCGCCAUUAGGGUGACAAAGCGGAAACUCAGUGAAAAUAUCUAUUUCUUCCUUGGUGCUGGAUCUGCUGCCAAUGGUAUUGCAAAUUUGACAGUUGCUGCUAUGGUCGCCGAAGGUCUUACCAAGGAACAAGCCCAGGACAGAGUUUAUAUGUUUGAUGUCGACGGUCUGCUAUCGACAAGAAGGGAAGGAGGCGUACCUGAACACGCCAAGGCAUUUGGAAAGAACAUUGCGCCUGAGAAGAGCUUUGAGGCUUGUAUAGCGAAGAUCAAGCCUAGCUGUCUUAUUGGGUGUUCGACGGUAGGUGGCGCUUUCAAUGAAAAUGUGUUGAGGCAGAUGGCCCAGAACAUUGAGCGCCCAGUUAUCUUCGCGUUGUCCAACCCCACUAGUAAAGCGGAAUGUACCGCCCAGGAUGCAUACAACUUUACUGAUGGUCGUUGUAUCUUCGCAUCUGGAUCUCCCUUCCCCCCUGUACAAUACGACGGUAAAGAGUUCCACACAGGUCAAGGAAAUAACUCGUACAUUUUCCCCGGAAUCGCGUUAGGCGUCAUUGCGACUGCUACUCAUCACAUACCCGAGACUAUGUUCCUUACUGCUGCAAGGACUCUAGCAAAUUACGUUAGCGAAUCGGACUUAGCGCUUGGACGCAUCUAUCCCUCUCUCUCGGAAGUCAAGGAGGUUUCUCUCGCUAUUGCAAUUGAAGUCGCUAAGAUGGCGUACGAUGAAGAGUGUGCAUGCGCCUACCCAAAGCCGGUCGAUUUCAAACGUCACAUACAAAUACGUCAAUACAACUGCCAUUACGAGCCCCAGCUAAACAAACUAAGGAUAUAUUUUAUAUACAUUUUUACAGGACUCGCCUCCGUAUACCCCGAGCCGAAGGACCUUUCAAAACAUGUCUCAAGUAUGAUGUACAGCUUCCACUACGAGAGCUCCAUGCCCGUUGUCUGGGAUUGGAAACCCGAAGAGAAAUUCAACGUAAGACCCGUUCAACCUGUGCCCAAAAAUAUUUAA